Molecule: messenger RNA, 1441 nt
Organism: Myripristis murdjan (pinecone soldierfish)
Lineage: Eukaryota; Metazoa; Chordata; Actinopteri; Holocentriformes; Holocentridae
Gene: loxa
Product: lysyl oxidase a
Exons: 7
Coding region: 145-1368 (407 amino acids)
Biological process (GO): peptidyl-lysine oxidation; collagen fibril organization
Molecular function (GO): protein-lysine 6-oxidase activity; copper ion binding
Source: RefSeq, a predicted model, not a curated record
CGGAUACGUAUAAAGUUAGGAUUUAUUCUCUGUUCCUUGGAUGUACUUUAUAUAGAAAUGAAACAUAUUUAACAGACAAGUGAUAUCCCCGCUCAUUUGAAAUAUUCGUUCAGUCACAUUAAGUUUCGUUCAACUCAAGUCAUUAUGGGAUUACGCAUAUUUGGCACGCCACUUUACGCAUAUGCAUGCGCUUAUUUAUUUGUUUUCAUACUGCAAGCUGCCCACUCUCAGAGGAAUCCCGAGACACGGCAAGGAAAUAACCAGAGAACGCCUCUCCGGCAGACACUACAGUGGGCACACAAUGGCAAGAUUUUUAGUAUUUUAAGUCAUGGCUCGGAGUAUCAGCCACCGAGGCAGAGGGGCGCACAGGAGCAAGUGCAAGCAGGACCUGUCACCAUCAUUCGCGAUGGAGACGUGAACAGGGAGGCGAGGAGACCCUCGGACACCUCCGGCCAGGCUGCGUCCAGCGCCGGCAGCUCCCGCUGGGUGCCACCUCAGGCCCAAAGGCAUCUGAGGCAUCAGCACGGCCAUCCAGGUGGCCACGCAGAGGCGCAGAGGAACAGCACGACGAAUGAGACCCAGGAUGGAGCCCCGGUCAGGAGAGAGGACAUGAUGGUUGGUGAUGAUCCUUAUGACCCAUACAAGUCCACUGACAGAGAUAAUCCUUACUACAAUUACUACGAUGUUUAUGAGAGACCCAGGCCCAGGCCCAGACCGGGCUAUGGCACAAGCUACCACCAGUACGGUCUACCUGAUCUUGUGCCAGACCCAUACUACAUCCAGGCCUCCGCCUACGUGCAGAGAGUCCCAAUGUACAACCUCAGAUGUGCAGCCGAAGAAAACUGUUUGUCAAGUUCAGCCUACAGGUCAAGUGUCAGGGACUAUGACACCCGCAUGCUGCUGAGGUUCCCUCAGAGAGUCAAGAACCAGGGCACAGCCGACUUCCUGCCCAGCAGACCACGCUACUCAUGGGAAUGGCACAGCUGUCACCAGCAUUUCCACAGCAUGGACGAGUUCAGCCACUACGACCUGCUGGAUUCCAGCUCACAGAGGACGGUGGCAGAGGGCCACAAGGCCAGCUUCUGCCUGGAAGACACUUCCUGUGACUACGGCUACUACAGGCGGUUUGCCUGCACUGCACACACCCAGGGGCUGAGUCCAGGAUGUUAUGAUACCUACAAUGCAGACAUUGACUGCCAGUGGAUCGACAUCACAGAUGUGAAACCUGGAAACUAUGUCCUCAAGAUCAGUGUAAACCCCAGCUAUCAGGUGCCGGAGUCAGACUACAGCAACAACGUGGUGCGCUGUGAGGUCCGCUACACUGGCAACUAUGCCUACGUGUCAGGUUGUCACAUGUCACCAUAUUAAGAAAUGACAGUCAUUCACAGCACCGCUACGGAGCAGCUCUGUAAAUGACAGUGACGAGGACUGCAUACUUAUA